Messenger RNA from Esox lucius (northern pike), 4010 nucleotides. RefSeq lists its product as uncharacterized. The record is from RefSeq and is a predicted model, not a curated record. The transcript has 7 exons. The coding region runs from base 437 to 3697 and encodes 1086 amino acids. Lineage: Eukaryota; Metazoa; Chordata; Actinopteri; Esociformes; Esocidae.
UAUGACUAGAUAUAUCUGAAAUGUCACAAAUGUUUUUAAGUUCGUCCAGUUAGCUGGCAAAUUAGUUUGAUAUGUAAUUGAUUUGCCUUAAUCCAGAACUGAUAUAAAUUUUUUCCGCAAUCAAAUUGUUUGUUUUUCUGUUAUAGCGAGUUUUUAAUCGCGUAUUUUCGCAUACGUUAAGAUAGCUAGCUAGCUAGGUCUGUAGUGUGACAGGAGUUGUAUACAGAACCGACUGGGUUGUGCUGUCAUUAACGUUACUUAUUUGCAGUGUUUCCAUGCUCAGGAUUUUUCUGUUCAGUGUUUUUUUAAAUCACUGUUAAUUGAUGUGAUUCGUUUUAUUGCACGGUUUUCUUUUGAGUGUACCGCGGCAAUCAAGCUCAUCUCAAAUACAUAUCCCACAGAAAGCCUCUACCUACUCACUGGCAUUUCCCCCACUAUGUCUCGGUCAGAGACAUGUUGCAUUUGUGGGGUGAGUUUUGUGAGGGGCCCCAAGGGUUACAACAGGAGAAAAGCUACCACCCUGACCAGCCCCAAGACCUUCAAGUUAGUCUUUGAUAUCACUCCCGAUGACUCAUCUUUCCUCUGUUGGACCUGUGUGGGUGUUCUCAGAAGGAAAACUAAGCAAAACAAUAAACUUUGGAUUUGGUCAAAUUUGCCAACCAAACACCAAAUGAAACGUGGCAGACCUCGAAAGGUAUUAUCCAGUCAGUCUCCAGUUAUAACCAACCCAUCCUCAUUAUCCAGAGAAGAGGAGUGUGUGCCUUCUAUAAAAACAAAACGAAGACCUGUCCGCCAUUGGGAUGGAGAAAAAUGGAUAACCAUUACCUCUGGUUCCCCUGUACCACAUUCAACACCCAUCACCCAACCUCAAAUUACCAUAGCUGCAACUAUACACUCUGCUUCAGCACCAUCACAUCAGUCUUCAAAUCAGUUAAAUUCCAUAACAAGUCAAACGUCAAAGUGGACCAGUGAUUUAUUGUCUACUGGAGACCGACCCACUGAAAGUGGUCGGAAGUUGCCUCAAUCUUCAACACACUGCACACCCCUGCCUUCAUUCCCCACUGAAGGGGCAGUAAGGCCUGAGAAGAAAAAGCUCCCUGUCUCCAGGACGAAGCAGAGCUAUACUUUCAGCCCCAAUGCGAAGGCUCUAUAUUACAUGCACAAUCAUAAACACCUGAAGGCUUUCAGGGCUCUGAUGAAGACCAAGGCCAGGGAAGCUAUGACACUUUUCCUCGCAGAGAUCAUCACUCGGGAGAGUAAGAUGUUGAUGAAGGACCAACGUGGGCCAUUCCGUCAGCCCCUGACAGAGGCAAAUGUGAGUGGGUUUUCUUGGGAUGCGGUUUUAACAUGGGGGAAGGAAAAAGCUCCUAUGACCCUGGCAUGUCUUAAUGCCAUGUUCCCGAAACCCAACACCAUCCGAACACAGGUUAUAAAGGGAGUCCAGAGGAAUAAACGCCCGAGGACAGAAGAGGAGGCCGAGAAAGUGAUCAACCAGAGGGUGGGGCUUAUCCUGGCCAUAGUCCUCUUCACCUCCAUGCAGAGGUGUAACUUCUUCCAAGCCUUUUUAGGGGCAGAGUUCUGGAAACAGGGCUGUCCUCCCAGCGUAUUAGAAGCUCUUAACUCCCUGGGGGUGUGUCCCAGUGCAGCCUCCACCAAGAGAUAUGCAGAGAGGCUGACAACCAGGUGUGAUCCAUGCCAGAAGAAGGGGACAGAGGAAGUGGUGGAGGACCCUGUGAAAUCCUUAUUUGGAUCUAAGGAUGAGAGUCCGAUUCUGCCAUGCCCUGAAAGGUGUCCUGCUUUCCCUCCAACUCACUUUCUGUCUGGGUCCCUUGACCAAUUCCUCACCACAGCUCUCCUUAAUGAGAGCAGCAAAGAUGGCUCACAAGACCCAACUGAAAAUCUCGACUCCAAAGAGUACCUCAACCUGAGCAACGAACAUGAUUACCACAGAGCCCAGACACCUCUACUAAGUCAAUUGAGAAAGAACAUGGAGGACCAGAGUGAGGCAGACAAAAAAACGGAAACUCCUAAGAAGAUGACCAAAAAUAACCCUGCUCACUCACCUCCAGUAUUAAAUGUAUCCGAAAUGUACCACUCAGUGAUGGAGACUUCUGAAGUAGUUGAGGCAAGUGUGCAAAGUUCUGAAACAUCUCAAGUAAAGGACACACAUGUGGAACUCCUUCUAAACAAUACCAACAAGGAACCUGGUGAUGUAAGUAAGACAAAUGUAGAAAAUGUCCAAAUGUCUGGAGAGAGCAGGAUGAACAGAGAACCAAUUAAAAUGCCCAAUAGAGGCAGGCCAAGGAAAGAACUGGCUCAAGUAAGCAAAAGAAAUGUAAAGGACACUCAAACCUCCAAAAAAACCUGUACAAAUUUGGAACCGACUCAAAUUCUCAGAAGAGAAAGACCAAGAAAAAAAACUUUCCCAAUGGCUCAAAUAAUUGAUGCACAAAACAAACCCAUUCAAGUAACGAAUACACACAUGAAACCUGCUGAGACAAAUGAGAUGGCCAGAGACUCCGUUGCCCAAAAGGUGAGGCAUGAGAAGGGGGACACAGAUUUGUCUAAAAUGCCCAGAAGCAUUAUAACAAGGAAGAGACAAAGUAACAUUCCCCAAGUUUCUGACACAAACCAAAACAGUAAUAAAAUUCCCAAAAUUCCCUUAACUAAGAACAAGGAAUCCGAUGAAGUAAUUGAGACAUGCAUUGAACCAGCUCAAAGACGUAGGAGGGGUAAGGAUCCAUCUAAAAUGUUACGAGGGAGGACAAGGAAGAGACCAAUUGAUAUUGACCAAGAAACUGAGAUUCACCCAGAAGGUGGUCCUGUGCCUCAAGUUGUUGAAACAUGUCAGCAGUCUGUCCAAGGAUGUAACAGAAAGAAAAAGCUCAGUGGGACACCUCACUCAAAACAAACUAAGAAAGAACCUGCAAAGAAAACUGAAGAACCAGUUCAAAUGGGAUUAAUGCCAAAGCGCAAAAAAGGCAGGCCAAGGAAAGAAAUUGGUCACGUAUGCGAUAGCAGCAAGGAAACCCCCCCAGUGCACAAAAUGAGGAACAUAGUCAGAGAACCAGCUCUGACACGGGGGAUCAAAAUUAUUGUCAGUAGGAUGGAAAGAAAUUAUCCUGCUCAAAUGCCCAAAGUAAGUGAAGUGCACAAUGAACCUGUUCAGGUAAGCGAAGAAAACGUGGGACCUGCCAGGACCAUCCUGAAAACCACUUCAACAGUAAAAAAGUUGGAGGAGGAGCCUGUUCAAAAGCCUCAGGCGAACAAAAAAAACACAGAACAUGAGCACACGUCUCAUAUAUUGGAAACGAUAAAGGAACACAUUGAACUAACCAGCUCAAACAAUGGAACUGCUGUGCCUGUUUUAAGCUGCAUAGACAAAGAAGCCGCUCAGAUCUACAAGAUAAACGACAAAAUCAAAGAAGAAUUUCAGAACCAAGUGAUUAGAAUAGUUGACACCAGGAUGAGAGUAAACAAAGAACUUGAUUCAGUGCCCCAAGUAAAUGAACACGUCCCAGAACCUGCUAUGACACCUGAAAUAAGCAACUCAAACAACCAACCGACACGAGUGAUCAGAAUAGUUGUUAAUAGGAGGGUGGCAGCUGGCCUUUGUAGUCCGGCACGGAAAGGGCUGGAGUGUCUAGCUGAAGUAGCUGCAAAAUGUGCUCCUUUAGAUGUUAAAUCUGCUGAAUAGGAUGAAUAGAUACUUUAUGUACAUACAGUUAGGUCUGGAAAUAUUUGGACACUGACACAAUUUUCAUAAUCUUGGCCCUGUAUGCCACCACAAUGGAUUUGAAAUUAAACAAACGAGAUGCAAUUGAAGUGCAGACUUUCAGCAUUCAUUCUAGGGGUUGAACAAAAAUAUCGUAUGAAACGUUCAGGAAUUGCAACAAUUUUCAUACCCGGUCCCCUUAUUUCAUGACCUUAAUUUUUUCCCAUUACAUUUAACACAAUCAUAAAUAAAAUGUAAAUUUUUAUUACUUUGUCCAGAAUCCUUUGCAGGCAGU